AGCAGGCGCCUUGAAACAGAGGUGCCUGUGAGCGUUUCUGGAGCCCAACUGUUCUCCCACAGGGACAGACAGAGCAGACAGCAGUCACCAUGGAGCCCCCCUCAGCUUCUGCCCCCAGAUGGUGUGUCCCCUGGAUGGGCAUCCUGCUGGCAGUCUCACUCUUAACCUCCUGGAACCCACUCGCCACUGCCAAACUCUCUAUCGUGCUGACCCACGCUGCCGAAGGGAAGAAUGCGCUUCUCCCUGUCCGCAAUCUGCCUGAGGGUCUUGUAGGCUAUGCCUGGUACAAAGGAAGACAUGUGAACAGCAACCAUCAAAUUGCAUCAUAUGUAAUAGAACGUCAAGAAAACACUCCUGGGCCUGCACACAGCGGUCGAGAGAUAAUACACCCCAAUGGAUCCCUGCUGAUCCACAAGGUCACCCUGGAGGACACAGGAUACUACACCCUACAAAUCAUAAAGAAAACUUUUCAUAAUGAAGAAGUAACUGGACGGCUCCACGUAUACCAGACAAUGGUAAAGCCCUCCAUCUGAGCCAGCAAUGCCACAGUCACGGGACACAAGGACACCUUGUUUCCGAUCAGCCUCCCAGAUGACAGUGGGAUCGCCAUCCAGUGGUUCCUCAGUGCCCAGCAUCUGUGGCUCAGGGAGGGGAUGCAGC
Pteropus alecto (black flying fox) is the source of this 660-nucleotide messenger RNA. RefSeq names its product carcinoembryonic antigen-related cell adhesion molecule 6-like. The coding region runs from base 90 to 533 and encodes 147 amino acids. Gene Ontology annotation, biological process: regulation of immune system process; signal transduction. The record is from RefSeq and is a predicted model, not a curated record. Gene Ontology annotation, cellular component: cell surface; plasma membrane. The transcript has 3 exons. Gene Ontology annotation, molecular function: protein tyrosine kinase binding. Lineage: Eukaryota; Metazoa; Chordata; Mammalia; Chiroptera; Pteropodidae.